AAGAAAGAAGGAAAGAAGAAGAACUCCUACUACAUACUUCUACACUAAAUAGUACAUAUCAGUAAUAUGCGAUAUGCUACUGAACAGUAUGAAUCUUAGAUUUAGUUUGUAGAUUGUCCAGGUUGCUGGCAGCUCGCUGCACAAAUUCAGAAUGAAAAAAGUGACAAUUCAGCCAGGAUUCAAAUAUAAGCAUCUCGACAUAAUAUCUAGUACGCACGCUUUCUUAUGCAUAUGCUAACUAGUUGUGGUGGCUCAGCGCUGAAUUUGAACGUUGUGAUACAGUAGCAUCUGAUCUGUUUACUACUACACACGGCUGAUCCUUAUAGCACACGUGUGCUUUCCGAUUGCAUAAAUCUGUCCAUUGCAAUAGGAAGAUGCUGCGGAAUCGGAGAGCAGUAGCCCCUAAAGAGUAUAAGGAACCGACUACAGACGAUGACUGCAGAGAGAGCGAGGAGGAGGAAUCGGAGGAACCGGAGGAAUGGCAGCCAGAGGAGAAAACCAGAGGAAGAGGAAGGCGGAAGAAAGAAGAGACAAGUGACAAGAAAGCAGUUACUAAACGAGCAGCCAAACCUAAAGAGCCAAAACCAAAGGUUGAGAGGAAGCCUAGAGCUCCAAGGUGUAUUAAGGCCAAGAAGAGUGUCGAGAAAGCAGAAGAGGAAACCCCUCAGGAUGAAACAGUGCCACAAGUACGGGUUAAGGAAGAGAGGCAGUCCAUCAGCAUGGACAAAGCGUUUAGUGCAAAUGCUAUUGGGCAUGAAGAGCCAUCAUCCAGUGCACAGCUCCAUACGGUGAAAAAGGAGGAACCUGUGGAUGACUUUACCUUCGAUGAGCCUGUGAGGAAAAAGCAGAAGACCACCAGUGCACCUCAGGGCAAAGCCGUCAAUCACAAGUAUGCGCAUACUUUACGGGAUGAACUGCAGAUGGUCUGGGACCCGAUUCAGGUUUUAACUGAGAAAACUGGAGUGGAGCAGUGGGUUUGUGGUAACAUUGCGCAGCUCCUGCGGGACGAGAACACCCUUCCGUUUAUUGUCCGCUAUAGGAAAGAGCUGAUCAACCAUCUGGAUGCGGACACUGUGAGGGACGUGCAACUCGCUUUGGAGGAACUCUGCGCCGUCGCAAAGAAAUGCCAGUCCAUCAUCCAAACACUGAAGAAAGACGGCUGUUUGACCUCUGAACUUGAGCAAACUCUGAAGGACUGCAAAAGUGCUGAUGAACUGGAGCAUGUGUAUGCACCAUAUAAGAAGGGCAGCAAGUUGUCAAAGGCAAGACGAGCCAAGCAGCUUGGUCUAGAGACUGGAGCCCAGGCUCUUCUACAGUCACCACAAACACUUGAUCUGCACUCAUAUAUUCAGCCGAACACUCAAGGUUUGUCCAGUCUUGAGGAGGUUGCCACAGGUGUCGAGCAAAUUCUAGCCGAUAUGAUUGCUAAAGACAGCGAGACACUGGCCUACAUCCGAUCGCUGUGUGAUAGGAGUGACGUGACAAUCCAAUCUACGGUGUCUAAAACGGCGCUUAAAGAGCAGCAGCAGGCCGAUCAGAAGAGCAAACCGAAAGACAUUUCUAAAUUCAGCUUGUACAGUUCAUUUCGUUGUAGUGUGCAGCGAAUCCAGCAUCACCAGACGCUGGCCAUUAACCGAGGGGAGAAUCUGAAGAUACUGUCAGUGAAAGUUAACAUCCCCGAUUGGGUGAAGGCUGAUUUCUGUAGGUGGUGUGUUAACGUCAGGUGGAGGCCACAGGGGUUUGCACGUCCAGAACUGAUGAAAAUUUUAAACAGUGCUGUUGAGGACUCCUACAAGCGACUUCUAAUGCCUUUGCUCAGCAGGGGGUACAGGACCAAACUGACCACCAGCGCUGAGAAGGAGUCCGUCGCUAUGUUUGUGCGUAAUCUCCGGCAGCGUCUGUUGGUGUGCCCUGUGCGUGGGCGUGUCCUUAUGGGUGUCGAUCCUGGAUAUCGCCAUGGUUGCAAACUGGCAAUCCUUUCACCCACCAGUCAGAUCCUGCACACAGACGUGGUGUAUCUUCAUGGCUCAGGCAGGAAUAGAGAGGCUAGCAAACUGCGCCACCUCAUGCUUGAACAUAGCUGCCAGACUGUUGUCAUAGGAAAUGGAACAGCAUGCAGAGAGACGGAGUCGUUCUUUGCUGAUCUCAUCAAAAGUGGCUUUUUUAAGCCGUUGGAUGUGUCCUAUUGUAUUACUGAUGAAGCUGGGGCAUCCAUCUACAGUGUCAGUCCAGUGGCAGUAAAGGAAAUGCCAGAUCUAGAUCCCAACCUGAGAAGUGCAGUGUCGAUCGGAAGACGUGUUCAGGACCCUUUGGCUGAGCUGGUCAAGAUCGACCCUAAACACAUCGGCAUUGGUACUUACCAGCACGACGUGUCACAGACCUUGCUGAGGACUGCACUGGAUGGUGUGGUGCAGGAGUGUGUGAGCUUCGUGGGAGUGGACAUCAACAUCUGCUCCGAGACGUUGAUGAGACAUGUUGCAGGUCUGAAUGCAGGUCGGGCACGAAGCAUAGUGGAGUGGAGAGAAAAGAACGGGCCUUUUUUCAACCGAGAGCAACUGAAGCUGGUCAAAGGCCUGGGCCCAAAGAGCUUUCAGCAGUGUGCUGGUUUCAUCCGAAUCAACCCAGAGACUGCUCACAGUCUAGGCUCAGGUGAAACCUCAAGCUCAGCAACUGCCAUGAAGUCAACAGCGAAGAAGAGCAAAGGCAUCUGUAACACACCUAAUCCUCUGGACCAAACGUGCAUCCAUCCUGAGUCAUACAGCUUUGCAAUGAGGUUUUUGUCUCAGCUUGGUGGUAGUUUGGAUCAGCUGGGUUGUGCUGAGCUCCAGCAGCGAGUUAAGAGCACUACUAUGAACACUGGUCUGGAGAGUUUGGCCCAGUCUCUCAACACCUGCCCUGAAACUUUGCAGCUCAUCGUGGAUGGUCUCACUCAGCCGCCUGGCUUUGACAUUCGUCAGGACUUUGAGCAAGCAGUCUUUAAGCGAAGUAUUGUUUCCAUGAAUGAUCUCCAUGAGGGCACCGUGCUCACAGGGCGUGUGGAAAACACUGCUUUGUUUGGGGCAUUCGUCGAUAUCGGAGUGGGCCGAUCGGGCCUCAUCCCAAAGCGCUACAUCACUCAAGACAAACUCCCUGAGGACAAGAGAAGACGAAGUCUAGCUAUAGGACCAGGAGAGCGAGUUGAAGUCCGGGUUAUAAAUGUGGAUCCUCAGAGGAACCGGAUCACCUUAGACCUAAUUAGGGUUCUUCGAUAGAUUUCUCCAGAGCCAAGUAAACAUUUGGCAAGCAACAAUUCCGAAAGAUGUCUGGUCCUACCCUAGUAAUUAAAGCAAAUUUGAAUUAAAUAAUUUAAAAAAAAAUUGUGUUUAUGUUCAUUAUAUAUUCUAUUGAUUUAUUCAAUAAUUGUGCAGUAUAAUGUUCUUGAGCAAGCAUAAUUAAAGGGUUUUCUGUGUA
This is a messenger RNA of Silurus meridionalis, 3450 nucleotides long. RefSeq names its product S1 RNA binding domain 1 (gene srbd1). Bases 375 to 3251 code for a protein of 958 amino acids. The transcript has 20 exons. Gene Ontology annotation, biological process: translation; nucleobase-containing compound metabolic process. The record is from RefSeq and is a predicted model, not a curated record. Gene Ontology annotation, molecular function: structural constituent of ribosome; mRNA binding. NCBI's taxonomy places the organism in Eukaryota, Metazoa, Chordata, Actinopteri, Siluriformes, Siluridae.